Messenger RNA from Nannospalax galili (Upper Galilee mountains blind mole rat), 2716 nucleotides. It is a transcript of the gene Adam21, whose product is annotated as ADAM metallopeptidase domain 21. The transcript has a single exon. Lineage: Eukaryota; Metazoa; Chordata; Mammalia; Rodentia; Spalacidae. Gene Ontology annotation, molecular function: metalloendopeptidase activity. The coding region runs from base 358 to 2517 and encodes 719 amino acids. Gene Ontology annotation, cellular component: sperm head plasma membrane; external side of plasma membrane; plasma membrane. The record is from RefSeq and is a predicted model, not a curated record. Gene Ontology annotation, biological process: proteolysis; male gonad development.
CUGUUAUACACUCUGAGUCAUUUUUCUGCAAAGUUUGUGAUUUAAUUUUUCUUUAGAGCUGAAUGGUGUUCUCCUUUGUCUUACCCCCAUUUACUGAAACCAGAUUUGGAACAUUUUCUUGACUCGUCAAUGUUCUGUCACUAUUUCCUUUUUCUUGCUUGCAGUUCUUACCUGAUCUGACCACUUACCCCACACUUGUCUUUAUUUUCACUUGCAGCGCUGCAGCUCUGAGGGUCCAACUCUGCCAGGAUCAGAUCCAUGACGAUCACCCCUUCACUCUGCAUGGUGCUGGGGGAAGUGCCAGAACAGUAGAUUCUCAUACCCUGUCCUUUUCUGCUUUGGAUAGAUGACUUUAUAAUGUCAGAUGUGGAGGCUGGACCACCCAGGAGAGUCACUGUUCUCCUGUUCUGGCUUAAGAUGUUUCUGUCCCUUUCUGACCUCUCCCAGGCUAGAACUGAAUAUCUCAGUUCUCCAGAAGUGGUGAUUCCCUUAAAGAUGACCAGCAGGGUUCGAGGUGCAAAGAUUCCAGGACAGCUCUCCUACAGCCUGGUGUUCGGAGGCCAAAAAUAUGUUGUCCACAUGAGAGUCAAAAAGCUGUUGGUUUCCGCCCACUUCCCUGUGUUCACCUAUACAGAGGAACAUGCCCUCUUUGAGGAUUUCCUCUUCAUCCCUAGUGACUGUUACUAUCAUGGUUAUGUAGAGGGGUCCCCCAAGUCUCUAGCUGCUUUCAGCACUUGCAAUGGGGGCUUUCAGGGAGUGUUACAAAUAAAUGGCUUCAGUUAUGAAAUCAAGCCCGUUGUGCACUCCAGCACUUUUGAGCACCUAGUUUAUAGAUUAAACAACAACCAGACACAAUUUCCACCCAUGAGAUGUGGUUUAACAGAGAAGGGACUAGCAUACCAACACCUGGGACUUGACGUGACUGAGAAGUCAGCUGUGAGACAUAAUUCUGGUAGCUGGUGGACCCACACAUGGUUUCUGGAGCUGGCUGUUGUGAUAGACUAUGAUUUCUUCACUUACUUUCAAAGAAACUUGUCAAAAGUGCAAGAAUAUGUAUUUCUUAUUGUCAAUAUGGUGGAUUCUAUGUAUCAGCAGUUGAAUACUUAUGUGUCUUUGAUUGGCAUUGAGGUUUGGAAUCAAGGGAAUGCUUUCCCAUUGACAAGCAUAAGCCAGGUCUUAGAAGAUUUUGCUCAAUGGAAACGAAUCAAUCUUUCUCAGCUACAACAUGAUGCUGCCCAUCUUUUCAUUAAAAGCUCACUCAUACAAAUACUUGGUAUAGCCUAUGUUGCAGGGAUAUGUCGUCCUCCUUUGGACUGUGGAGUUGAAAAUUUCCGAGGAGACUCCUGGUCUCUCUUUGCUAAUACUGUGGCCCAUGAGUUAGGUCAUACUUUUGGUAUGCAGCAUGAUGAGGGAUUCUGUUCUUGUGGGGAAAGUGGUUGUGUCAUGAAUUCUUUCAGAGUACCAGCAGAGAGAUUCACCGAUUGCAGCGCUAAUGAUUUUAAGAAAACCACUUCAAGCCAAGGAUCUUGCCUGCAUAAUCCUCCAAAACCAGGGGAAAUCUUCCUGCUGAAGCGCUGUGGGAAUGGUGUAGUUGAUGGAAAAGAGGAGUGUGACUGUGGAUCUGUGCAACAGUGUGAACAGGACCCCUGUUGUUUGUCAAACUGCACACUGAAGCCUGGGGCUACAUGUGCUUUUGGACUUUGUUGCAAAGACUGCAAAUUCAGGCAAUCGGGGGAACUCUGUAGACAAAAGAUCAAUGAAUGUGACCUUCCAGAGUGGUGCAAUGGGACAUCCCACCAGUGCCCAGAGGAUGGAUAUGUUCAGGAUGGAGUCUCCUGUAGUGGCAGUGCCUACUGCUAUCAAAAGCAGUGUAAUAAUCAUGACCAACAAUGCAGGGAGAUUUUUGGCAAACAUGCAAGGAGUGCAUCUCAUAACUGUUACAAAGAAAUCAACUCACAGGGAAACCGGUUUGGCCACUGUGGUACAAAUGGUAUAGAAUACCUGAAAUGUAAUGUGUCCGAUGUAUUUUGUGGGAGAGUCCAGUGUGAAAAUGUGGAAGACAUUCCCCAUCUCCCAGAUCAUUCUGUUUUGCAGUAUAUUUACAUCAAUGGUUCCAUUUGCUGGAGUACAGACUAUCAUUUGGGGACGGGCACACCUGAUGUUGGAGAAGUGAAAGAUGGCACCAUCUGUGGAACAGGAAAGAUCUGCAUACACAAGAAGUGUGUCAGCCUGUCUGUCCUGUCACAAGCCUGCCUUCCUGAGACCUGUAAUUUGAAAGGGAUCUGCAAUAACAAACAUCACUGCCAUUGCAACUAUGGGUGGUCCCUGCCUUUCUGCCUGCACAGAGGCUAUGGAGGCAGUGUUGACAGUGGUCCAGCAGCUCCCAGAAUUACAGUUUUCUUACCAACAACUGUGAUUAUUCUGUCUAUUCUAACUUGUCUGUUGACUGCUGGACUUUAUGCAUAUCAUCGAAUACAUGCUGGUCCUAAGAAUCCUAAAGACUUGUUCUCCAGAUGAAGACACCAUCGCUAACUCAGUAUCAGUUUCUUGGUUUAUAAAUUUCACAUGUAUGAUCUGAGCACAUUUCUGACAGUUUAUAGAAAAAUGCAUAUAUCAAUAUCAGAAACAUUGUCAUCAAGUACAGGCAAUGCUUCAUGAGUUCCUGGCUAUUGUUCAUUGUUUUCAUCAGCCAAUAAAGCUCCACAGGAAAUGAUAA